Messenger RNA from Exophiala xenobiotica, 779 nucleotides. RefSeq lists its product as uncharacterized. Gene Ontology annotation, biological process: protein phosphorylation. The coding region runs from base 1 to 729 and encodes 242 amino acids. NCBI's taxonomy places the organism in Eukaryota, Fungi, Ascomycota, Eurotiomycetes, Chaetothyriales, Herpotrichiellaceae. The transcript is spliced from 4 exons. Gene Ontology annotation, molecular function: protein kinase activity; ATP binding. The record is from RefSeq and is a predicted model, not a curated record.
AUGUACUCAACGUUAACGGGUCGUUCCGGUCGGGUGUAUGUGCGAGGGAGGGUCCUCCAGACUCAUCCUACCAAGCCAGAACUCAAUGUCCAUUUCGCGACAUCGAUAUUCGAACUCUCUCAAGAGCUUAAGCACGAGUUUGGAAACAGUUCUUACCUUCGGUUGCAUCUUGAUGACAACGAGGAGGAAUGUGUUCUUGUUUACGACUACUACCAAGACAAUUUACUUUCCUUGGUGAGGAACAACCCGGACCUUCCGAUCAAAGCAAGAAAAUUCAUCCUACGAGAACUCGGACUGGGACUUAGAGAUCUUCACUCCAAACAGUGGAUACAUCUAGAUACAAAGCCUAACAACGCGAUGAUUGACUGGAACCUGGAUGAGAAGGGACGAUUCAGAAUAGAACGAGUGGCUUGGGGCGACUUGGACUGCGCUCUAAAGCUGAAGGGCGAACGGCUUCUGAACCACAGAAUUGGAAACGUCAUGUGGCGUAGCCCAGAAGGGCAAAAUCUUUUCCUUUGGUCUCAUUGGGUGGAAACGCUACACCCUGACUUCGAGCAACUGAAGAAAGACGGGACGGAGCCAGAGCAAGUGAUUUUAUAUAAGUUGCUCUCGAUGUUCGGGCCAGCCUCGCCUGAGCUUAUUGCACACGUCGACGAUCAGUAUGGGGGUGAAUUGUUAGCAGCGUUGUCGAGGGUGGUAGAGGAGGAAGACCCUGGCCUUACGCUUUGAGCAGUGGGAUGAGAGGGUUUUCCCGAAUCUCGAUUCUGAGGCUAAGAGGG